Spodoptera littoralis (African cotton leafworm) is the source of this 1239-nucleotide messenger RNA. Lineage: Eukaryota; Metazoa; Arthropoda; Insecta; Lepidoptera; Noctuidae. The record is from the annotation of a GenBank genome assembly.
AUGGCUGUUUGUGGACUAAGGACGUUAUUGUUGAUCGUCUGUAUUUUGGAAUUGAUUAUCACAGUGCAGCGGCAAGUUUUUGAUUUCCUGGGUUAUAUGUGGCUGCCAAUUAUAGCAAACUUUACAAAUAUCCUGUUGAUUAUAUUUGGAUCAUUUGGGGCGGUUCAGUACAUAACGAAAUAUCUUUUAGCAUAUGCCAUCUGGAGUUUUAUGUGGCUGGUGUGGAACAUAUUCUUAAUUUGUUAUUACCUGAAUCUGGGCACUUUGAACAGGGACAGUGGUUUAUUAUCACUGGGUACAGGCAGUGUUAGUUGGUGGGAAAGCAAUGGUUGGGGCUGUCAACCAGUUUGGGACGAAGUGGAUGGACCGGGCACAUGGAGGCCCACAAGAGUAGAGGGCUGCUUUAUGCAGUGGGAUCAUGUAGAACUGGGACAGUCAGCUGUUGCUGCUACCCUGGCGGCCACUGCAUUACCCUUAGCUGUAGUACUGUCAUUCAGAUCUUUUAAGAAACAAAAACCAGCAGCAGAUAAAGGGACCAUAUCCCGUCGUCCAGUGUACACAAUAGAACUGAGCCCAACUGAAACAAACAUCAGUGAAACUUCAAUGAAACCAAUGACUCCGCGACGAGUCAAGCGUCGAUCAGGUUCUCGUGGAAACAACUCGUCAGUCCGUAGAUCACGUCGUUCAUACAGAAACGCUGGGUAUUUAUCAUCAAAUGCUUCAUUACCUCGUGAAUCGAGAGCGUCGCGUCCCACAUCAGCACACUCCUCAUAUUCCAAUUUCCAUGCGGCUCGCCCCGUUUCAUAUCAUGCUCCAGAAAGGGAAAACUUUCCUUGUGUGGACGAUGCUUACAAUGAUCCACCGCCUCCCGUCGAAUCUGUUCCUAUAGUUACUAAUAAUAGAUAUAAUACCAUUGGACGUAGCAGUAUGAAGUCAGGUUACGAUGUAGUUGGCCCAUACAACGAGCCAAAUCCACAGAGGAAAUAUGAAUCAAACAUUCCGUCUUACGAUAAUAUUGAACGAAGUUACGAUGCCGCUCCGACUUACGACAAUAGAGCAGACAAUAUAACGCCUUGCGAGUCUCCGUCAUAUGUGUAUGGUGGAGCAUACGGCGAUGGUGCGUGGCAGACGCCGCCACCUCCAGCGCCGCCUUACAGUGCCCGAGCCACGCCACAGGCCCCCGGUCCGCCCGCGUACCAGGCGGCUAAUGAUCAUUAUAAUAUGAAUGUAGGACCAUAA